Messenger RNA from Pezoporus flaviventris, 1034 nucleotides. It is a transcript of the gene IL12A, whose product is annotated as interleukin 12A. The coding region runs from base 19 to 684 and encodes 221 amino acids. The record is from RefSeq and is a predicted model, not a curated record. Gene Ontology annotation, cellular component: extracellular region. Gene Ontology annotation, molecular function: growth factor activity; interleukin-12 receptor binding. Gene Ontology annotation, biological process: immune response. Lineage: Eukaryota; Metazoa; Chordata; Aves; Psittaciformes; Psittacidae. The transcript is spliced from 5 exons.
CACUUCUCCGGCAUCAGGAUGGAGCAGCGCCGCAGCGCGGGCAGCGGCGGGCAGGCAGCGCCGCGUAGCGCCGCGGUGCGGGGCUGCAGGCAGCGGCCAGGGCUCUGGGCGCUGCUGCCCGCCGUCUGCCUGGCGCUGGCCCUGCCAGGCCGCGCUUGGGCGCUGCCGACGCCGCCGGCCCCCCGGCACCGCCUCGCCGAUGAGCUGAUCCGCUCCCGGGAGCUGCUGGCGGCAGCCAACGCCUCUCUCCACCGCGUGAAGGAUCUCGGCACCCUGGGAUUUGAAUGUACCCUUGAAGAAGUUGAUCUUGAGGAUAUCACUAAGAAUCAAAUGAAUACAAUAACAGCCUGCACAUCUGAGGAUCCAGAGACUGGAAACUGUCCAGUGCUGGAAAGAUCUACUUUUGAUAUGAGUAAAUGCCUGCAGGGCAUCCAUAAGGAUCUGAAUGCCUACAGGGCAGAGCUGAAGAACUUCAAUGAUCAGGAGGUGCUGGCAACUAUUGAUGAAAUGAUGAAAGCCCUGAAGACCAGUAGCGGGAGUGCACCGCAGCCAUUAGCAGGCACAGGGCUCACUUCCUUCAAAGGGAGGAUGAGGCUGUGCAGCAUCCUUCAUGCCUUCCAAAUCCGCACGAUCACCAUUGACAGGAUGAUAAACUACCUGACCUCUCUGGAGAGCGUGCUGUAAGUGCCCAGCCCUCCAGCACUCUGGGUAGAAAUUUGACCUAAGGAUGCUUUGGAGAAGAAAUUGUAGGCUCAAUACCCUGAGAGGCAGAUGGGGACUUUUAAGGAAUCUAGCGCAUAAUUUUUCUGUUUCUUAUAAAUCAUGUUUUAAUGAGGUGUUGUGAGUGCCUUUUAAGCUAUCAUGUUAAACCUCUGGAUUUCUAGAAUAUAAGCUACAUUGUGGUACCAAAAUGUUCUCAAAUCACCAAACACUCAACUAGAAUUUCUCUUAUUUAUUCAGCUGCGAUUUUCAGAAAUUGAAACAUAUUUAUAAUAAUCAAUUUAUUUAUUAUAUUCUUUAUUUAUUGCCUAAUA